CGUAACACUUGGGUAGUUCCCCUCGUAAGGAUUACAUAUCUUAGCCUGCAUUAUAUUCUAUGAUUAUAUGCACGUGCACGUCCGUUUUAUUACACCGUAAUUUAAAGUUUGUUCCAUUUUGUAAUGUUGUUUUUUAACAAAAUAAACACGAAAUCAAAUGGAACAGAUUUAAUUUUCAAAUGUUUAUAAAAAUUAAUAUCAUCAGUAUAAUUUUUCAGAAAUGAGUAACGUUAUUUUAAAAGAGGCAUUUGAAGUUGAAUCCAAGCAUGGUGCAUUUUAUACAGGAGGAAAUGUUCAGUGGAGCAAAGAUGGUCAACAUAUAUUUUGUCAGAAGAAUGGUGUAGUUUCUAUAGUAUCAGUGAACAAAGGCAUAGUACUUUAUUAUUUGGGAGAAAGAAAUGAUGUUGAAGAGGAAGAUACGAUUAAUACAUUCACAUCGAGUGAUAAUAAUUUGAAUAUUAUUACACACCACAAAAGUGGUCUAUUCAAAUUAUGGAAUUGGAAAGAUAAUAAAUUAAUCAAAUUAUGGAAGUCUAUUCACAAAGGUCCAGUAGCUUGCAUUGCACACUUGAGCGAAAAGAAUUUAAUAGCUUCUGGAGGUAGUGAUGGUGCCGUCAGAUUAUGGGACUUGGAGCAUUAUGCUUGUAUUCACAACCUGAGAGGAGUACAAGGAGUUGUUAGCGUGUUAAUUUUCCAUCCAAAUACUGAAAAAGACCUUAUCUUUGCUGCUGGCGAUGAUGCUAAAAUUCAUGGAUGGAACAUUAAAUCUGGUAUAGAAAAAAUAACCCUUUCUGGACACUUUAGUAAAGUUACAUCUUUAUCUUUUCUUAAAGAUGAGGAUUAUCUAGUUAGUUCAGGGAGAGAUAAAGUAUUAAUUCUAUGGGAUAUUUCUUCUGGAUCAUCAAUACGUAUUUUACCAGUUUAUGAGGAAAUAGAAGAUACAUUUAUUAUUCCUAAAAAUGCACAGUCGGCAGUGUUGUGUGAUAAAGAUGAAAAUGGUGUUUAUGUUGCUGGUGCAGGAGAAAAAGGUAUUGUCAAAAUUUGGGAAAUGAGAAGUGGUAAAGAAGUAUAUACCCAGAAAAAUUCUAUUGUGUCAGCAGCAAAAGAAGAAGGGAACUUUGCAAUUAUACAUUUGCUUUAUAACGAAAGUAGCAACAGUUUUGCUGUAAUUACCGUAGACCACAACAUAAUUAUUCAUUCAUUCGAAACGUUUGAGCAUGUAAAACAGUUAAUAGGUUACAGCGAUGAAAUUUUGGAUAUUGUAUAUUUCGGAAAUAAUGGAAGUCACAUAGCAGUUGCUACCAAUAGUUGUGAUAUAAAAUUAUAUAACAUAUCAACUAUGGAUUGUGAACUAUUAUGUGGGCAUACAGAUAUUGUUUUAUCUCUUGCUGUAACAUCUGCUAACGUCAAUCUACUUAUAUCAUCAGCAAAGGAUAAUAGCAUUCGCGUAUGGUGUAUGGAUAAAGAAACAACAAAAGUAUCUUGUGUUGCAUCUUCUGUUAGGCAUACUGCUCCAAUUGGUUCUGUUGCUAUUUCUCAAACAUCGUCUAAAUUCUUUGCUUCAGUCAGUCAAGAUUCUUGUCUUAAAUUAUGGAAUUUAUCGGAAAAUACUGAGCAUAAGGACACGUAUAUUUUAAAUGUAGUUCAUACAGCAUUGGCUCAUGAAAAAGACAUUAAUUGUGUAACCAUAUCGCCAAAUGAUAAAUUAAUUGCUACUGGAUCACAAGAUAAAACAGCUAAACUGUGGUCAGCAGAUAAUUUGCAGUUGCUUGGAGUAUUUCGUGGACAUAAGAGAGGUGUAUGGUGUGUUCGAUUUUCGCCCAUAGACCAAGUACUUUUAACAACAUCAGCAGAUUGUACAGUGAAACUUUGGUCAUUGACAGAACUUCACUGUUUAAAAACACUCGAAGGUCAUGAAUCGUCCGUAUUAAAAGCAGAAUUUUUGAGCCGUGGAAUGCAAUUAAUUACAGCAAGCGGGGAUGGUCUGCUAAAACUUUGGAACAUUAAAACAUCAGAGUGCAUAUGUACUCUGGAACAACAUGAAAGUCGUGUAUGGGCACUUGCCGUUACUAAAGAUGAGAAACAUGUAAUCAGUGGUGGAAGCGAUUCAUUAUUAGUUAUUUGGAAAGAUGUAACCGAUGAAAGGAGAAUGAAGAAAGCAAUGGAAAUUGAGCAACUUGCAUUGGAAGAACAAAAAUUAGCAAAUUUACUUAAAGCAAGUAAAUUGACGUCUGCUUUAAACUUAGCUUUAAAAUUGGAUCGUCCUUUCAAAGUCCUAAAAAUUGUAGAAAAUAUUUUAAAGCAAGAUGCUUCUCAACUUGAACAAACGAUUCGUGAAUUGAAACCUAUUUACAAAGAAGAAUUACUGAAGUGUGCUGUGACGUGGAAUGCCAACAGUAAAAAUUGCCAAAUAGCUCAGGUAGUCAUAAAUACGUUAAUAAUGGAAAUGGAACACUUAGAAUUUAAAACAAAAUUAAGUUCCACGUUAGAAUCCGUGAUACCGUAUACCGAACGGCAUUACGUACGAAUGACAAAAUUGCUCCAGAAUCUUCAUUUGAUUACGUAUAUCUUAAAUCGUAUGAAACCGCAUAUUGCAUCUAUAGAAAUGAAGUGAAAUAUGUAUAUAAGUAAUCAAUUUGAUACAUUGUAUAUUAUUUAAACAUAUUCUUUUUAAUCAUUUUUUCCAUCGAUUAAUAAAUUAUAUGAAAUUCUUUAAGAUGUUUAAAUUUUUGUUUAAAAGGAUUAUCUUUUAAGAUUCUGGAAAAAGGAGCAAAAUUCAAAUUUUAAAUUGUGUAAUGCUUGUUUUAAUAUAUCUAAUAUAAAUACUACUUAAUUUAAAACAAGCACAAUAGAAAUAGAAAUAUUAGAUAGGGUGACCCUUGAUAAGGCUUUUAUUACUCGGGGAUCCAGGGUCUGGGAAAGAAAUUAUGUAAAAUCAAUGUCACAUGCUUUCCCAACGCUUUCUUCAUAAUUCAUUAUAGCAAGAACCAUUUUUAACCGGAAAUUUAGUCGGAAAACAUUGAGGUUCUAUUGUAGAUUGUAGGUGCAAUCCACGCACGACUCUGUUUGCAACAUUAUCACUGGAUACCGCCGCUCUUUCGGCGUAGGAAAACACAUGUUGUUUACAGAUCGAUUAGAUUAAUUGCCCGCGCUAUAUUUCUGCGAAUAUUAUAACGCAACACUACUGUACAUACAAGACCAUUCAGUUGUUACGCACAGCUCUAUGCAGAUAUUUAACAUGACGUCCAAACUCACCUGAAUUUUCAGCACGUGAUUUAGUUUUUCAGAGAUAUGUAAAUAUUUUAUACCAGAUGCCAUUGAUGUAAUUAGAACAUUCUUACAUUAAUUUUGUCUUUCACACUCUGAUUCAUACACACGCACGUCCAUUGAUCAAGUCCUAUGGAAAAGAAAAAAAUAUAUUAAUAGCCUAAAAAGAGAUAUUCUACCGUGUCCAGUUGCAAAAAACCACCCCGUUUAUCAUAGGUUCGGUAUUAAAAUUAUCUUUUAGAAUUUCAUUAUAAUUUAUUUAUUAUUUUAGAAUUUUUUUUAUUCUUCUUUCUGUAAAUCACUUAUUUGUAUAAUUACAUAAAAACUAUUUUCUAUAAAAAAUGUGUAUGAUAUAAUUACAGUAAAAUAAUGAUAAAAAUCUUAAAGAAUUUCAUAAUUGUAUUAUAGUUGUUCACAAUAUAAAAAUAUAAGUAAUGUGAUAUUUAAGGGACUAGUGGUCCUUCCCUAAAAUAUCUCUUAAAUUAUUCAAUUUUCGACCUAAGUGCCUUAAUACUUUUUUGUAAAGAAUUAAAAAGCGCUUCGAUUGGUGUAUAGAAGAAUACAUAGUUCCAUUCAAAAAAGUGAAGCUGACCUUGAAAUCUUUAGAAUGUUUCUACUUCCGGAACCGACACGUGAAGCAAGUGAUGCUCCAUUUGACACCAUUUAAUUUUUUCUAUCUUAUACCAUUUUAGAGCAUAGCUUGGCCCAAUUGUAUGAGACACCCUGUAUAAUAGCAGAGCGCGCGGAAACGCCGGUUCUUUAACAGCUAAUUAUGACAGUAAUUACAAAGUGAUCACCUUAAAAGACUUGUUUUAUAAAUAAAAGUGCAAUGAAUAUCAUCGUA
Molecule: messenger RNA, 4111 nt
Organism: Osmia bicornis bicornis
Lineage: Eukaryota; Metazoa; Arthropoda; Insecta; Hymenoptera; Megachilidae
Product: transducin beta-like protein 3
Exons: 15
Coding region: 221-2614 (797 amino acids)
Biological process (GO): endonucleolytic cleavage to generate mature 5'-end of SSU-rRNA from (SSU-rRNA, 5.8S rRNA, LSU-rRNA); endonucleolytic cleavage in 5'-ETS of tricistronic rRNA transcript (SSU-rRNA, 5.8S rRNA, LSU-rRNA)
Cellular component (GO): small-subunit processome; nucleolus; 90S preribosome
Molecular function (GO): protein binding; U3 snoRNA binding
Source: RefSeq, a predicted model, not a curated record